UGGGACAAACAGCUUGACUUUGCAGAGUUGCACCUUACAUUUCUCGAGCUCUGGAAAACAUGUACCAAACCACCGGAGAUGCUGUAAAGACUCUCAUUACAUCAGUCUGGAUUAUUUUUAGUUUUUAUUUUGCUGCUGUCCGUGGACAGGAAGGAAAUGGCUGUGGACACACACUUCUUGGAGCAGAAUCUGGGACCUUGGCCUCUCAGAACUAUCCAGGCACAUAUCCCAGCAACAUAUUCUGCAAGUGGAGGCUUCGAGUGCCAGAAGGAAGGACGCUGCGCCUACUGUUCGGAGAUUUUGACAUUGAAAAUAGUCCAGGCUGCAGCAACGGGUCACUUGUAAUCACAGAUAAAAUCGGCUACCCAAGUCUGGGUCCCGUUUGUGGGAAGCUGGAUUCAUCCCAGAGGAAUGUGACACUGAGUAGUAAUGAAGUGGUGAUAACAUUUAUGUCGGGCACGCACCGCUCCGGACGAGGAUUUUUACUGUCUUAUGCAACUGACCUCCAUCCAGAGCUCAUUUCCUGUUUACAACGAGGCUCCCACUUUAGUUCACUGUAUUUGAGUGGGUCACUGUACUGUCCUGCCGGCUGUAAAAAUGUCACAGGUGAUGUUUGGGGAAGCUCAGAGCAGGGCUACAGAGAUACCUCAGUGCUGUGUAAAGGUGCGGUUCAUGCUGGGGUCAUCUCUGACUCUGUCGGAGGUCGUGUUACUGUGACUCGAGAAAGAAGUCUUACACUUUAUGAAUCCACGUUUGCCAAUGGAGUCCUGUCUAAAAUGGGAUCUUUGUCAGAAAAGAAGUUUAUUUUCAACCGAGAUUGCAAAAGUAUAUUGCAGAUAUCUGGUUCAAAUGCCUCUUCUGUGGAUACAAACAGUCCAGAGCUCAGAAAGUUCUGGUCCUUGGCGGGUCGAGGAUUUCGUCAUGAAUUUAUUUCCUGGAAAUCUGAAUAUAAAGACCCUUCUCCUUGGGUUGAGUUGGAGCUAAGUGAUAGAAGCAUGAUAACAGACUUAGUCACAACAGUUUCAAAUGAAGACUAUGUGCAUUUUUAUAGUAUUCUUUUUAGUAAAGACAAAAAGAUUUGGAAAUUAUACAAAGAUCCACUCACCAAAGAAAAAAAGGUAUUUCAGGCUUACACUGAUGGCCACCUUAGGGUGCUCAACAGUUUGGCGCCUUCAGUUGUGGCCCGAUUUGUGCGGAUCCUCCCAACAAGCUGGAAGGGUCAAGCUACAUUACAGGUGCAGGUCAUGGGAUGUCCUGUUUCCAAGGUUACACCAAAAACCCGCUCAAAUGCAGAAUCGACAUCAUCUGUUAAAGUCAACAUUGCUACACUGCCACCAAGCAAUAAUCACAACUCCACUGAAGGCCCAAUAUUAGUUGAAACAAGACUAAGCUCCAGCCAGCCGGUUAUAGUGGCAGUGGGAGUGGUCCUUGGACUGAUAAUGUGCGGCAGUUGUCUGUUGGCAGGAGUCUGGUGGAAGCAAAGGAAAAAGGCUUCACUAAUGAAAUACUCUUUACCCCCAAUGGAAUGUCAGACACUUCAGAUAAAGGCGUUACAAUGUCCAACAUCAGAAUUUAUCUCGUACCCGCUGGAGCGAAGUGUACAUGACGCUCUGCCUAACCCCCCACUUAAUGACUAUGCAGAACCUGUGGGCCAGAAAGUUGGUUCCACUUUUAGACCCUCAUCUGAUGAGGGCUACACCACUCCCUUUGCCUUGAAUCUUUAUGACACUCCGAGCCAAAUGCCCGAAUAUGCAGAGCCUCUCCCACCAGAGCCUGAGUAUGCCACACCAUUUGGGGACCAGCUCCAGGAGUCCAACACGUACAGUGCCCCGGUGCCAGCCCUUGCCUCAGGAACCACGUCACCGCACCCCGCUCACUACGACUGCCCUUCACAUAAGAUGUUAUCCAACGGCUACUGCAAUCCUGUCAUCCAUAAGUCAGACCCAGGCCUCGUCAAUGAGAUCUAUGCAGAACCCAAGUCUUGUAACUCGUUACUACAGAAGCACACAUAUGAGCAGCCUUUGUGAACUGAAGAGAAAGGACUCAAUUGAACUAUGGAAUGGGCCAGGGCAGAUGGAUAGGGACAAUGACCUCAAGUGGUGGACAGUAGUGCUCAGUGAGAGUGUUAUAGCCAAUACUAAAGGCACUUUGGACAGUUGCAAUGCAUUUUUGUAUGUUUACUGUGCAACAGGACUCAAGAGCCAUUGUAACAUAUUUCUCCACAGAAGAUGCUUUUUUAUUGAUGUAUACUUAUUUGAUUAUU
Molecule: messenger RNA, 2263 nt
Organism: Periophthalmus magnuspinnatus
Lineage: Eukaryota; Metazoa; Chordata; Actinopteri; Gobiiformes; Gobiidae
Product: discoidin, CUB and LCCL domain-containing protein 1
Exons: 15
Coding region: 60-2027 (655 amino acids)
Source: RefSeq, a predicted model, not a curated record